CGUGGUUUGUUCCGGUAAAAAAUUGGAUUUCGCUCCCUCGAGCGGGGCUCUUUUAGGGCAGUUUAAAUACCACAAAGAGUUAAUAUUCUGUACUUUUUAUAUUUUUCAUGUUUUAAUCAAGUGAAACAAUGAAUCCUAGGCGCAUUUCCUCUGCUUUUUGGACUAUGUGACGUUUGUCUCGGUGCUUAGCACUUAAUCGACUGGCGAAACAAUGCAGGCCUAACAGCAGCAGCUAACUGGAGUUAGCGAAAGCCAAGCCCCGCACUGCAGGCUGCAGAGGGAUUUAAACCUCGACCUGAGUCGUUUUUCAUCGUUGAAUACGCAUCAACUCGGCUAUGAGUUCUCAGCUGCAGGUCUUCUCUCCCCCCUCCAUUUCCUCCAGUGCCUUUUGCCGAGUUAAGAAGCUUAAGGUGGAAAGCAAUGUUUGGGACGUGUCCACCACCGAUGCUUACAGCUCCAUUGCAGGCCAAUCGGCGUACACUUUCACGCCUGCAAUGGCAGUGCCCCCAUUUGCACCCUCUCUGGUCUUCCCCCCUGCAGCCCCAGGAUCCAGGGGUCAAGUGGUGGUGAGGGCAGCAGAUAGCACUGGCAGUCUUCCACGUGGUUCCAGUCGACGUGUCGCUGAGCAAGCAACAUCCUCUUCCUACGUUCACACUGAGACGUCUUCAGAAGUGAGGGGACACAGGCAUGGACAGAAGAGAAAAAUAGAAGAGGCUAAUGAAGGCAGUGGGAGUGGAUGUGGCAGUGUACAGAUAUUGGAGGAGCUUUCAGCUCCAGCAGCAACAUAUUCCAACCGUACUGGGGGAGGUGGGGGAGGAGGCACAGGCCAGUCUAUCCCUCACUCUGCUCCAACAACCAAGAGCAGCAGCUCCAAUGGGGAAGGAGAUUAUCAGCUAGUGCAACAUGAGAUCCUUUGCUCAGUGUCCUGCAGUUACGAGGUGCUAGAGUUCCUGGGAAGAGGCACGUUUGGACAAGUAGCCAAAUGCUGGAAAAGGGGGACAAAUGAGAUUGUGGCUAUCAAGAUUCUGAAAAACCAUCCAUCCUAUGCUCGCCAGGGUCAAAUAGAGGUUGGCAUUCUGAAUCGUCUGAGUGCAGAGAAUGCAGAUGAGUACAACUUUGUGCGUUCUUACGAAUGCUUCCAACACAAGGGUCACACCUGUCUCGUGUUUGAGAUGCUGGAGCAGAACUUGUAUGAUUUUCUCAAGCACAGCAAGUUUAGUCCGCUUCCUUUGCGCCACAUCAGACCCAUUCUACAGCAGGUGGCUACAGCACUAAUGAAAUUGAAGAGUCUGGGUCUAAUUCAUGCAGACCUUAAGCCUGAAAACAUUAUGCUCGUUGACCCCCUUCGACAGCCUUACAGGGUGAAAGUCAUUGACUUUGGCUCAGCAAGUCACGUCUCCAAAGCAGUCUGUUCAACCUACUUGCAAUCUCGCUACUAUAGAGCUCCUGAAAUCAUCUUGGGUUUGCCAUUCUGUGAAGCCAUUGACAUGUGGUCUUUAGGCUGUGUGAUCGCUGAACUGUUCCUAGGUUGGCCUCUCUAUCCUGGUGCCUCUGAGUACGACCAGAUUCGCUACAUCUCCCAGACACAAGGCCUCCCAGCAGAGUACUUAUUGAGUGCAGGCACCAAAACCAACCGCUUCUUCAAUCGAGGCCCUGAUUCUAGCUACCCACUCUGGAAGCUAAAGACACCAACAGAACAUGAAAUGGAAAUGGGUAUCAAGUCUAAGGAGGCCAGGAAAUAUAUUUUUAACUGUCUGGAUGACAUGAUGCAGGUCAAUUUGUCGUCACACUUGGAGGGAACAGAUAUGUUGGCGGAGAAAGCUGACAGACGAGAGUUUAUAGACCUGCUGAAGAGGAUGCUCCGCCUCGAUGCUGACAAAAGGAUCACACCCACAAAAACACUUGGUCACCCUUUUGUUACAAUGAGCCACCUCAUGGAUUAUCCCCACAGUUCUCAUGUAAAGUCGUGCUUCCAAAACAUGGAGAUUUGCAAGCGCCGGAGUUCCUAUGACAGUAGCAAAUCCUUGUACUCCACUAAUGCUGUACCCAAUGCAGCAGCAGGAAACCUCACUGUUACCUUUAGUAGCCAACUCAACCAGCAUAACCAGGUGCCUUCAGGAGGGGGAGCAGUGCCAUUGCUGAACUACCAGCCGGCUCUGUAUCAGCAGGCGACCAUCAACAUUCCCGGGUUGACUCAACAGAGUGUGCCGAUUCCUACACGUCCUGCUGGGCUGUGUAGCCAAACAGAACCUUUUCAGCAAACACUUAUUGUCUGCCCACCCUCCACUAUUCAAGGGCUACAAACAUCCAAUAAGAGUUCCAGUUUCCCUGUGAGGAUGGAGAACUCUGUACCCAUUGUACCUCAGAACCAGUCAGCUCAGUCGUUGCAGAUCCAGCCUAGUAUGCUCACGCAGGGUUCCUGCACACCCCUGAUGGUGGCCACCCUUCACCCACCCUCAGCAGGCAUAGCCCCCCAGUAUUCUCUGCCCUUGGGGCUGAGUACUGGUAUGGGUCGCCCCACUCUCCUGGAACACACAGCCACAGUGCUGCAGGCUUGGCCCACUGGCACCCAGCAGAUCCUCAUACCAUCAUCAUGGCAACAGGUCCCAGGUGUAGCUAUCCACAGCUCUGCCCACCAGACAAAUGUGGCUGGGUCUCCUCUCGAACCACAUAACUCAGAAGCUGCCCCACAGCAGGGACAGAGCUGGAGGAGCGCAACCCAAGCCAGGACUCAGCAAGAGAGGAAGAAGGUAAAGGGGAGACGAGGAGAAAAUAGAAACAGGGGUGUCUCCACCACAACACUCAGCAGUAGAAGUGUGACCCCAUCUGCUUCCACCACUGUGUUGUCCCAGCCAAUCAUCAUCUCUGACACACCCAGUCCAGCGGUCAGCAUCAUCACGAUUCACAGUGACACUGACACAGAAGAUGAGCGCAAGUUUCAUCCAGCCAGUGUCAGUCUGAGCCAGCGCACUAAUGUAAUCAGCUGCGUGACAGUGCAUGACUCUGACUCGUCCACUGCAAGCCCCCUGACACCUCUGCCUCGCACACUUAAUACUGCAAGUACCAUGUCCUCGCGCCAAGUCAAGUCCCUGGCAGUGGUGGCACCUUCAGUGAAAUCCCAGGGCUCUGAGAGAGCAGCAGCUUCACAUGCACGCUUGGAUACUGUCAACUACAUAAAGCCUAAAAGGUCCAACCGACAGCCUUGCAAUUCAGGGGAGAGCCUGGAUCCUCAUAGGCUGAUGCCCAGUCAGUCGCACCCUUUAAACCUCAGCCAGCCAGUGGUCUCUUCAUCUCAGGAGCGUUUAGGAGUGUCCCACAGUGAUUCAUCUCUGCGCCGCCAGCAAACGUUCCCUCAGGCCGUCUCUGCCUCUCAGUACAGUUUCCCAGAGGUCUCAGCGUUGACGUCUGCCUCGGCCGCUGGCUCCAGUCUGUAUACGUACCCAGCCUCCAGCGCCCUUUCCUCGGCUUCUCAGGCUAUGGAGCAACUGCUGGGCCGUGGUCACGGCGGCCAUGGACACUCCCCCUCUGCUUAUGUAGCAACAUACACCUCCAGUGCUUCUACCAGGAGGGACUCGGCCAGUCGCAGGGAUUCGGUCAGCAAUCUGCUGCACGGCCUCCCCACAGCCUACCAGCAUCAGUUUGCAACCGGUUCUCCCUACGUGAGUUUGACACCUCGGGCCGAGGCUUACAGUGGCUACCAGCUGAGUCCCAGGAGGCUGGCACAGUAUCCGUACCUAUAGAGACAGAAUCUGCUUCCCCACACACUGUCACCAAUGGACUGUUAACUGUAUUUCUUAUAGAAUAACCAAUAAUCACUUACCGUUUGCUGCUUUUUGUCCACACGGUAGAAUCUAACUUCCAGCUGUGGACUGUUUUGAGUGUUUUUGAAACGUCUUUUUGGUAUUAUUUGAUAUUAUGCGUAGUUAAUUUCCCCCCUCUCCAACAUAUUGUUAAUGCCCCGGUUUUAUCCCUCUUUUAUCCAGGUGUACAAUUAUUGUUUUGUGUUACAUGUAUUUUACAUCUUGAGAGGAGGGGUUUGUGUGUGAAGAGAGAAUUUUCUCCUGUCACAAAGUUGUAACAACACUUAAAGCUUAACCAAGUUGGAAGAAAGGAAAACUUCAAAUCGUUGUUUUAAAGUUUUACACUAAUUUAGUGAGGUCCUCUGGUUUUAGAAAAUAUAUUACUGUGUGUAUGAUUAAUCUUGUCUGUUUACUCACAUUUAUGUCUUUGACUGUUUUAAAUUAUGUUUCUUCACGUUGAGGUAGGAAGAGAAGUGUCAAUGCUGUUAACUAAGAGAAAGACAUGGUCAGAUCUGUGAUGGAUUCAUGUUAAUUUAAGUGCACAUGUGAUAUGUAGUGAUGUUUAGACAGGUAUAACCAUGUCCUUUUAAAAGAGUAUCUGUAUCAACUAAGUCUUGAAUGUAUUUAUGAAGUAUAGAGACAGUGGCUUCAGAGGAAUGACUUAAUCCUUUUCGUUUUAACACCUUUUUCCCCCAGUUUAGCUUAUUAUAUAUGAACUGAUUACACAUACACAAAUAUUGUGAAACCUGGUAGUCUUGACCUGCUCAUAUUACAAUUUAGAAAUGAUAGGUUUGUUGUUGUUUUUUAAUUAAACAACAUACAACUUUGGAUACACCUGUAAUGAUUUUGACAUGAAUUUCCCACACUGUUGAACACUUUUGAUUAAUGUAUUUCUAUAGAAACAGCUAUGCCCACUUGUGGCCAGUCUGGAAAAGUCGCAACACCAUUUAAUCAAAAACAAAUGUUUUCCACAAUCAGACAGUGACGUAAAAGUGACAAAUUAACAUUUUGUCUGAAUCGCACCAGACUUCUUCUCAUGUGUGUAUGUUUGGCUGGAGAAAGUAAGUAUUUGUGUGGCUUUAAGUUCUUUUUUUUAUUAUUUUAAGUGAAUUCUUCCGAGCAGUGUUGGCAUCAGAUUUGUGUUGUAACGUCUUUAAAUAUUUUACUGUAUUUUAUGCUAAUAUAGUGUAGUUUGAGACUUUGUUUGGUCGAGGUAAAUCAGGGAAAAGGUCUCAGCUCAACAAUCCACCACCACCACCACUGUUUUCAAUAAAGUUUCUCACAAAUUUA
Molecule: messenger RNA, 5090 nt
Organism: Cynoglossus semilaevis (tongue sole)
Lineage: Eukaryota; Metazoa; Chordata; Actinopteri; Pleuronectiformes; Cynoglossidae
Gene: hipk1b
Product: homeodomain interacting protein kinase 1b
Exons: 18
Coding region: 336-3740 (1134 amino acids)
Biological process (GO): peptidyl-serine phosphorylation; peptidyl-threonine phosphorylation; intrinsic apoptotic signaling pathway in response to DNA damage by p53 class mediator
Cellular component (GO): nucleus; PML body; cytoplasm
Molecular function (GO): protein tyrosine kinase activity; protein serine/threonine kinase activity; ATP binding
Source: RefSeq, a predicted model, not a curated record